This is a messenger RNA of Neocloeon triangulifer, 575 nucleotides long. RefSeq names its product DNA-directed RNA polymerase II subunit RPB11 (gene Rpb11). Gene Ontology annotation, biological process: transcription by RNA polymerase II. The record is from RefSeq and is a predicted model, not a curated record. Gene Ontology annotation, molecular function: DNA binding; protein dimerization activity. Gene Ontology annotation, cellular component: RNA polymerase II, core complex. The transcript is spliced from 4 exons. NCBI's taxonomy places the organism in Eukaryota, Metazoa, Arthropoda, Insecta, Ephemeroptera, Baetidae. Bases 135 to 488 code for a protein of 117 amino acids.
UGAAAUUUUCCCAAUGUUUGGGGGCGUAGCUGGAUGGAAACACCGAUCAGAAAAGUUGAAAUUCCUGCUUUUUGAUAGGUUUUUCUCAAUUUUCAGCUACCCAGACACAAAUUUUUCCUUUCGAAUCAUAAAAAAUGAAUGCUCCACCGACAUUCGAAUCAUUCCUUCUCUUUGAAGGAGAAAAAAAAAUCGUCAAGGAGCAAGACACGAAAGUUCCCAACGCAGCAAUCUUCACAAUUAACAAAGAAGACCACACUCUCGGAAACUUGAUCAGAAACCAACUCUUGAAGGACCCGAACGUGCUCUUUGCCGGCUACAAAGUUCCCCACCCUCUGGAGCACAAAUUCAUUUUGAGGAUCCAAACCACGUCAGACUAUACCCCUCAAGAUGCUAUGAUGCACGCUAUCACCGACUUACUGGCCGAACUUUCACUUUUUGAAGAGAGAUUCAAGGACGCCAUCAAAGAAAGGAAGGAGGGAAUUGACUAAAACUUCAAGCAGAAUUUGAUGUCAUGACUUGUGAAUUUUUAUUUUAAGGUAAUAAAUGGUACAUUUUUUUUGAUGAGUUUAAAGAAA